Molecule: messenger RNA, 3561 nt
Organism: Oreochromis aureus
Lineage: Eukaryota; Metazoa; Chordata; Actinopteri; Cichliformes; Cichlidae
Exons: 5
Coding region: 2787-3389 (200 amino acids)
Source: RefSeq, a predicted model, not a curated record
UGCCCAGUACAGAUCUUUCUAAACUGUGCAGUGCCUUAUCUUAAAACAACAAGGCCUCAAAUCUCCAGUCACCCCUGAGAGACUUUUCUUAAUAUGCCGACAAAAACAAAGUUUAGCACCAUUAGUGCCACCAGAGCAGAUACCAGGUUUGUUCUUGAGAUUUCACUCAUUGUUUAACACACAGGAAGCACAGGUCAUCCCUCCGAUCUUUAUGUAUGUAUGUAUGUGUAUACACACACACACACACACACACGCGCGCGCGCACGGAUGUGACACCGAGCUGCAUGUCAGGUAAACAUCCAGGGGCGAUUGUAAUAAUUAUAAUAAUAAUUACAGUAAAUGGACAGGCGUGCACUGAGAUUUUGGACACUUUUCUCUUUCCAUGGAUGGAAGGUAGAUUUAUUAAGAAGUAUAUUUGUCUAGACAAUAAAAAUGCUCAUGUUUUUCUUCCAAACUGACAUAAUGACUCAGUGAUGUGUCCCGCAAACACACUCAAUGCUAAGCCAAAUAAAAAUUUAUGAUAGAAAUUGGAAAAAAAAACAGUCAUGACAAUGCAAAUUCUCUGUCAGUUUCUAUUUAAGAAAGCUGGAAAUAACUUUAAUGAGAAUAAAUAACUUGACUGAGAACCUUCACAGACAGAUUUAUUGAGAAUAUUAUUUUCUGAUUAGUGAGGUUUGAGAUUUUUGCUGAGGAUUUUUUUCCUUCUCCUUGAUCUGGAAAACAAAUGUGCCAGUAAUUAAAAUAAUUUAUCCUCCAACUUUCACGAAGCUGGAAAGUUCAUGUACUAUAGCAAAAAUAGAUUUGUGUCAUAUCUUUGUUUUGGUUUUUUGCUACAGAUUAAAAAGGCAAACAUCCAUCACGUGAGGUUAUUUUCCAUAAUUUUUAAACACUUUCACACUCAGAUUAGUCAAACUUGUCAUCUUUAUUGUACUGUAGUCAGUUUUUACAUUCACAUAAAAAUUUGAGAAAACGGUCAGUGAUUCCUGACAGACAUAUUUACAGUGUGCAGAUUCUUACAAUGUAAAUACAGCCACAAAGACAAACAUGCAAGACUUGUUCUAUGAUUAAACUCAGCAGCCUGUUCUCACACUGUAGAUACUGUCAGAUACGCACAAUGUUACGUAUGAUUCAUAGCAAGAGUCGGACCCGUUCAGGACCACCUGGCGUCACGUUUAAAGGCACUCGGGCACUUUUUUUCUCUGCGUAUGGAUUUCUGUGUGUUUUAGCUCCAAACCUAAAUGAGUAGCUAGAAGUUACCAGUGAGUGAACACAAAAUUUAAAGUGGAAAAUGCUAAACUACCAUACGGGAAACAAACCGCACCCCUCCUGGUUUCUCACACUCAUCACAUCGAACUACAUAUUUCAUGUAUCUUUGUGACGCCGGCGGCUUCUGAUAAAACACUGAGAUGAGAACGGCUCAGGGCUGCAUGCGAAUGGCUCCGUCCAGUCUAAUGACCUCCCCAUUGAUCAUGGGAUUCUCAACCAGGCAUGUGACCAGGUGAGCAAACUCAGCGGGGUCACCCAGGCGCGAGGGGAAGGGAAAAAAAAACUGCUAGUUGAACGAACUAGACGAACUUUGGCACCAUUUCUUCAUAACACUGUACCUUGCACUUUGACCUUCCUGCCGUAUGUGCAGCUGCUGCUGUGGAGCAUUUUAACCCAAAACAAUCUUUACCUACAUCUAACCCAGUGCCAUUGUUGCUUAAGUCUAACAAAACAAUAACUGAAAACAUGUUAAAGGAACUAAACCUUUAUGGCAGGAACACUGAAUAUAAAGUAGCCAGUCGCCAUAAAGAACAUAAAUAACAUACAUAACUUCUGUCUGAUCACAGACAUUUCAUAGGAAAUUUAACUGUCAUUCAAAUGUUAUAAUUAAAGAAAAAAGAGACAUGAAUUCAGGUCUUUGCUGCAAUAAUGUAAACUACUUUCUGUCCUUCAUACAGGAGGUAUAUGGACCAUUAUUCUACAAAUAAACCUCUUUAUAUGAGAGAUGCAGUCAGUGUUUCCUCAGUGUUUGCUGGGAUCAGUCAUUCGGUGUUUGCAGUCUACAUCAGGAGACCCAUUACAUCAAAAUGCCACAGGUUUCCCUGCAUAUAAACAUUUUGUCACCCACCAAAGAGGUUUUUGUUUUCCCCAUGAAGAAAAUCACAGUGAUCACCUGUGAUAAAACACUUUUAACAGGAUGUUUAACCAGGAUUUCAUACAGCAUAUCAUAGACUUUUGUGUAUCAAAUAUCCAGAGAUGAUAAGAAACUACACAGGCUUCCGUGAAGUAAGGUGACACAGACUCAUUGUGCUUUUGUUGGCAGACCGUCUCCAGAGAACCAGGAAAAACCUGAUUUAUAAACUACUGGAAAAAAAAAGUUUUAAACAACUUUUUUAAAUUAUCUUGUUUCUUUUGAUGGUGCAAGUAAACAAAAAGAGGGGGCUGAACACAAAUGCGCGCACCUUCAUUUAGUCUUCAGACCUCUAACUGAGAACCGGAGGUCAGCUGGGAUGGCUGAAGGGGGAGCUAUCAGCAUGUUUGCUAACCUGCAGGUAUGCUAGCCGGGCACUCAGACUUAUGGACUAUAAAGAGAGCGUGCACGCCGGAAGUACCAGAAAAACUAGCACAAAUCGAAACAGAUGUAAUAUGAAAGUCUAACGCGUCACAUUUCCUCAGAAGAAAAGAAAACGGCGAGGCAGCGCGGAGAUAUUUCAUAUUUUUUCUGCUCCUCACCUUCACACAGCGAAUAUUCGCCAUUGUGGACAGGACUCGGCUGACGUCAUGCCAAAGAUCGUAUAUGGAUGCUGAGGGGUGCGGUGCGCAAGUGUGUGCUGUCUGGUAUUCAUCUUUGUCUCCCUAGCUGCGCGCAGCAUCCUAUCAAGAAAGCAACCAUAUUCAAACCGCUUUUCCUGAAGAUGGCAGGCCAAGCAGUCCAGUUAACACGUAAAGACCUUGUGGAACCUGGACUACUGGGGAGUGUCAAUAACGUGAAUCGGUCCGGAAAUGCUUUUGCCGCUGGUACCUACGCGGGAGCUGACGCAUUUGCAGAUGGAUUGGACAAAGCAGGAUUGGAUGCUGCUGCAGGAGCGUAUGCUGCUGCGGGACUGGGCUGUGCACGUGCUGAAUGGAGCGUUUUUGAUGCCGAAGCCAAAGGGCCUAAUGCCAGUGCAGGAGCAGGAGCUUCUCUGUCAUCUGUGAGUGCCAAAGCCUUCGCCAGAGCAGAAAUAGCCAGUGCUUCAGCCUCUGCUGGUCCAGUCAAAGCUACAGUUGGUCUGGGAUUAGACACAGGAGUGGGAAUUGGUGUAACAGGAGUGGAGGCCAAAGUGCUGGGAACAGGUAUCUCCUUUGGUCGCAAAAUGGGCAUUUCUCUGUUUGGCACUGGUUUUGAAUUCAAUCUGUGGUAAAAUGUGCCCAGUAAAGAUCUUUCUAAACCGUGCUCUGCCUUGUAUUAAAACAACAAGGCCUUGAAUUUGCAUAUAAUUAAUAAAUUAUCAUGACAUCUCCAAUCACUCCUGAAAGAUUUUUCUUAAUAUGUGUUGUUGCUGGUGAUAAAAACAUUAAAAUUGAUAAAUGAUA